This is a messenger RNA of Colius striatus (speckled mousebird), 2632 nucleotides long. RefSeq names its product follistatin like 5 (gene FSTL5). The transcript has 15 exons. Gene Ontology annotation, molecular function: calcium ion binding; protein binding. NCBI's taxonomy places the organism in Eukaryota, Metazoa, Chordata, Aves, Coliiformes, Coliidae. The record is from RefSeq and is a predicted model, not a curated record. Gene Ontology annotation, biological process: regulation of BMP signaling pathway; cell differentiation; multicellular organism development. Bases 1 to 2541 code for a protein of 846 amino acids.
AUGUUUAUGUGGUGGUCAACUGUUUUACUUCUUGGAUGCAUUUUGCUGGGAGGAGACGGGUGGCCAGCCAAGGAAGGAUACGACUACAGACCCUAUCAGCACCUAGUAAGAUUACGCCACAAGCAGGAAAAGAAUCAGGAAAGCUCAAGAAAUAAAGGAUAUAUGGAUCAAAGUAGUUAUUUUGGAUCAUGUGAGAACAAGUAUUGUGGUCUGGGUAGACACUGUGUUGUGAACGGGGAGACUGGCCAAGCUGAGUGUGUAUGCAUGGAACACUGCAAGCCACAUUACAAGCCUGUGUGUGGUUCUGAUGGAGAAUUCUAUGAAAACCACUGCGAAGUGCACAGGACUGCCUGUCUGAAAAAGCAAAAGAUCACCAUUGUACACAAUGAAGAUUGCUUCUUCAAAGGGGAUCGAUGCAAACCUAUUGAAUAUACUGAAGUGAAAAAUAUGUUACUGGAUCUACAAAAUAGGAGAUACGUUGCACAAUCGAAAGAUAAAACCAUUGAUGAGAAAAUGGCUUUAAAAAAAUUUCUUGUAGAUCAAAUGUUUAAUUAUUUUGAUUCAGACAAAAAUGGACUUGUGGACACUAAUGAAUUAUCUCAGGUAAUAAAACGGGAUGAACUUGGCAAGGAUCUGUCUGACUGCUCUCUCUUUGAUUUGCUGAAAUACGAUGAUUAUAAUAGUGACAAGCACCUAGCUCUGGAAGAAUUCUAUAGAGCUUUUCAGGUAGUUCAGCUGAGUCUGCCUGAAGAUCAAAAGCUAAGCACCACUGCAACAACAGUAGGACAAAGUGUUGUCUUAACUUGUGCGAUCCAAGGAACUCUGAGACCUCCCAUCAUCUGGAAAAGGAACAAUGUUAUUCUGAAUAGCUUGGAUCUGGAAGAUAUCAAUGAUUUUGGAGAUGAUGGGUCCUUGUACAUUACUAAGGUUACCACAACUCAUAUGGGAAACUACACCUGCUAUGCUGAUGGCUAUGAUAAGCUCUAUCAAACUCAUAUUCUCCAAGUGAAUGUUCCACCAGUUAUCCGAGUCUAUCCAGAGAGCCAGGCAAGGGAGCCAGGUGUGACAGCUAGCCUUCGAUGCCAUGCUGAAGGUAUUCCCAACCCACAACUUGGUUGGCUGAAGAAUGGAAUUGAUAUAACUCCAAAGUUAUCCAAACAGCUAACUCUUCAAGCAAAUGGUAGCGAGGUUCACAUUAGCAAUGUGCGCUAUGAAGAUACGGGAGCAUAUACUUGUAUUGCAAAGAAUGAAGCGGGGGUGGAUGAAGACAUUUCUUCUCUCUUUGUAGAAGAUUCUGCUCGAAAGACACUUGCAAACAUAUUGUGGCGAGAGCAAGGUCUGGGAAUUGGGAACAUGUUUUAUGUUUUUUAUGAAGAUGGCAUCAAAGUUAUACAACCAGUGGAAUGUGAAUUUCAGAGACAUAUUAAGCCUAGUGAAAAACUCCUCGGUUUUCAGGAUGAAGUUUGUCCCAAAGCAGAUGGAGAUUCUGUUCAGCGGUGUAUAUGGGCAACUGCUGUUAAUGUAAAAGACAAGUUCAUUUAUGUAACUCAGCCUACACUUGACCGAGUUCUUAUCAUUGAUGUACAGUCUCAGAAAGUUGUCCAGGCAGUAAGUACAGAUCCAGUUCCAGUGAAAUUACAUUAUGAUAAAUCGCAUGAUCAAGUCUGGGUGCUGAGCUGGGGAAACAUGGAAAAGAAUUCACCAACCUUGCAGGUGAUAACACAAGCUAGUGGGAAUGUUCCUCAUCACACAAUCCAUACUCAGCCGGUGGGAAAGCAGUUUGACAAAGUAGAUGACUUUUUCAUCCCAGCUACAACCCUCAUCAUUACCCAUAUAAGGUUUGGAUUUAUUCUUCAUAAGGAUGAACCUGUGCUGCAGAAAAUUGAUCUAGAAACUAUGUCAUACAUCAAGACAAUUAGUUUAAAGGAUUAUAAUUGCGUUCCUCAGUCACUGGCUUAUACACAUCUUGGAGGAUAUUUUUUUAUUUGCUGUAAGCCUGAUACCACUGGGGCUGUUUUACCACAGCUUAUAUUGGAUAGCGUUACUGAUUCUGUGAUUGGAUACAAUGAUGAUGUAACAGGCACACCACAUAUCUCUCCCGAUGGACACUACCUUGUCAGCAUUGAUGAUACAAAAGGUCUCAUGAGGAUCCAAUCCAUAACAAUAAGAGGAGAAAUACAGGGUGCAUUUGACAUUCACACUAAUUUGCACAUAUCUGAUGUAGCUUUUCAGCCAUCAUUCACCGAAGCUCAUCAAUACAAUGUCUACUGCAGCUCCAGCACACAAACUGAUGUUCUUGUCAUGGAGUUGUCCUCUGGCAAGGUUAAGAUGGUGAAGAGUCUGAAGGAACCAGUCAAGACAGGUGAAUGGCCUUGGAACAGUAAGAACCGUCUUAUAAAAGACAGUGGCCUUUUUGGUCAGUAUCUCAUGACCCCUUCCAAGGAAUCUCUGUUUAUCCUGGAUGGACGGCUCAAUAAGUUAAAUUGUGAAAUCACCGAAGUUGAUAGAGGCAACACAGUAAUCUGGGUUGGAGAAGCAUAAGGAUCUGUGUUCAAUAUUUACCAAAUUAUUAGUUUUACAGUACAUUGCACUUAAAUUACACCAUUCUACAAAUUUACACAAUUUUAUUUUU